Striga hermonthica is the source of this 1668-nucleotide messenger RNA. The record is from the annotation of a GenBank genome assembly. NCBI's taxonomy places the organism in Eukaryota, Viridiplantae, Streptophyta, Magnoliopsida, Lamiales, Orobanchaceae.
AUGGGGGUGAAAAAUCUCUGGGACAUCUUGGAAUCUUGCAAGAAAAUUCUUCCUCUCGCCCAUCUCCAGAACAAAAGGGUUUGUGUGGAUCUAUCGUGUUGGAUGGUUCAGCUUAACAGUGCGUGUAAAUCACAGUGUCCAUUGAAAGACAAGAUUUAUCUGAAGGGUUUGUUUCACCGCAUAAGAGCCCUAAUUGCUCUGAAUUGCAGCCUUAUUUUUGUUACCGAUGGGUCGAUUCCUGCCAUCAAGGUGACUGCAUAUAGACGCCGCUUAAAUGGUGGAAAUGAGGCUACUUUAGUUGCUGGAAAUCCUCCUAAUGUGGCAUCACUGAAGAGAAAUAAGGGAUCCGAAUUUUCGUGCAUGAUAAAAGAAGCCAAAUUUCUUGGUGCGUCCCUUGGGAUUCCAUGCUUAGAUGGUAUUGAAGAGGCUGAAGCUCAAUGUGCAUUGCUAAACUCAGAGUCACUAUGUGAUGGAUGCUUCACAUCAGAUUCUGAUGCCUUUCUGUUUGGUGCAAGAACAGUUUAUAGAGAUAUAUGUCUUGGAGAAGGUGGUCAUGUUGUUUGCUAUGAAAUGGAUGAUAUCGAGAGGAAACUUGGGUUUGGGAGGAACUCAUUGGAGUCAGCUUGUCAGAUUGUGAAAUCGAUUGGUGACUCAACUGUUCUUCAGCGGUUUGCAGCGGAGGGCUUGUCAAUUACUAAAAAACCAAAACGCUCAAAGAAGAAGGGCCACAAUUUAACGAAUGAACAAAAAGAGAACGAUAAUGGAAAUAAAUGUGGUUUACCUCUAGAAAAUCAGUUCUUGCAAGUGAUCAAUGCUUAUUUGAAGCCAAGAUGCCAUUCGGCAGACUCAGACAUCGUGCACAGGGUUCUUGCUCUAUACCCUUUCAAUCGGAGCCAAUUGCAUCAGUUAUGUACUCAAUAUUUCGACUGGCCUCCGGAAAAGACAGACGAGUACAUUAUGCCGAAGAUUGCCGAAAGAAACUUGAGGAGAUUUGCUAAUCUUCGUUCGAGUUCAUCGAGAUUAGGACUCCAUCUGCCUGUAAAUGAGAUGCCUGUGAAGUGUCCUGUAUCAAGCAUUGUCAAGCAAAGGAAAGUCCAAGGAAGAGACUAUUUUGAGGUUUCAUGGGAAAAGAUGGACGGACUAGAUUCAUCCAUUGUACCAGCUGAUCUUGUUGAGAGCGCUUGCCCUGAAAAGAUUAUGGAAUUCCAUGAAAGAAAAGCUCACAAACAAAAACCCACUAAAAAAAAAUCGAGAGCAGUUAAAGUAGACAUGAAAUCCGACACGGUCGAUGUCCAUAGAAAACUCCAGGAACUAUUGCUCGACAUUGAACGAGACAGAUGUACCAUGAAUAACGGCGCCUCUUGUCUCGUUGGCUUGGAUUAUCAGCAAAGCGCGAUUAUGAGCCUUAAUUAUUCUGAGUCAAGAGGUAAAUGCCCUCUUAGUUCAUCUUCUUCUAGUCGUUCAAGAUCCAUAGGGAAGGAUAUUAUCGAUCUCAUUAGUCCACCGCCAAAACAAAUUAUUGCACGUGGGGUUUCUAGUUUCCGAGAGAAGGAAUUUUCGGACGUGAUUGAGUUGAGUGAUACGGAUAAUGACGUGUCGCCUGAGCACAUGAGGAAGGCAAAGGAGCUGAGGAUGUUCAUAGCGAAGAUCAGAGAUGAGAUCUCUUGA